Messenger RNA from Aspergillus glaucus CBS 516.65, 913 nucleotides. RefSeq lists its product as uncharacterized. The record is from RefSeq and is a predicted model, not a curated record. The transcript has 3 exons. Gene Ontology annotation, cellular component: nucleus; cytoplasm. Gene Ontology annotation, molecular function: protein binding. Bases 71 to 631 code for a protein of 186 amino acids. Lineage: Eukaryota; Fungi; Ascomycota; Eurotiomycetes; Eurotiales; Aspergillaceae.
AUAUCGUGAACCGAUUACUUGACAUGUACCGCCUCUUGCCCAGGCUGCGUGGACUGGCCAGGAAGAAGUCAUGCGUCUUUUACUUGAGCGUGGAGCAGAUGUCAAUGUCCAUGGGAGCAAAAGCAUAUUCGCAGCAGCAUGGGGAGGCCAAAAAAAUGCCGCAAAGAUACUUAUCAAUGCUGGACUUUCGAAAACACAGAUCGAUGGACAUGGAUUGCUCACUCGGGCCAUGUACAGCAUGAAGCCGGAGGCAGCGGUAUUCCUGCGCUUUUUUCAAGAGAGCGGAUUGAUUGAUGUCCACCACCUUGACAAGGACCCAGUCAAGGCAGAGAAAAACCUUGUUGAAGUGGUGGUAUAUGCUGCCGCAAUGGGUCAUGUGGAAUGCCUACGAAUCUUGCGUGAGUAUGGGGUCGAUCUAGAUGAUGGCCCACUGUACUCACGGUGUGGAUGCCCACCGCUGAUUAUCGCCGCAAAGGCGUGGAGCCAGGACAAAGUGGUGGAAUAUCUGCUGAGCAUCGGAGUCAAGGAUGUAGAUCCGCUUGACACCUGCAUAGCAGAUGAUUUCAGGAGUGGCGAGUUUCCUGCUGAGCCUAAACCGUUAUCGAUAUGCUCCAUGCCGUAUAAAGCUUGAUCCUUUAUUCACCAUCUCCCUAGAGUCUGCCAUCUCAAUUGGAUAAGAAAGUACUCGGUGAAAGAAAGGGCUUGCAGCCUUCGGUUAUUGACGUCGAACCCCGUGGCCUCAAGAAAUGGCUUCGCUAUUCAUGGAGACUCGAAAAGGUGUUAAUAGCGACUGGACAUACCAACAAAAGCAGGACAAGGCGUCGUCAAAUUACAAGUAAUGCCGGGGAAGAUUUGACGGGACCCGCGACUCAUAACCCCAUUGAAACCCAUCUACAACGAGACCUCCUCCCCC